GUAGUUGUUGAAAUACAAAUCAUAAGAUUCCAAAGCCAACUGUAUCCCCUUUCCUUCCAUUUUGGCUCACCGCGAAUCUCUCUCUUAAUACCCUUUUUUUUUAUUAACUCAUCCUUUCUCUCUCUCUCUCUCUCACAAAAUGCAUAUCCUUCCUUUUCUUUCAACAUCAUCAUAAUCACAUCUCUGUUCUACUCCUAUCAAUCUAAUCACGAGCCGACGCCUGGCUUUUUCACUAAUGGCCGCUGGAGUCGUCUCCGACGCUUCUGCCGCGUUCUUGCUCAGCCUUGUCCACGAUAUUGUCCUCGGGAAUGUGGCUGCCGGGAUGUUUAAAAAGGAUUGCACGGAUCUGGUAAGGAGGAUAGCUCUAUUCACGCAUUUGCUUGAGGAAAUCAGGGAUUUUGCAGCGUCUGAUCAUCCUCACGCUUCCUCCUCCUCUUCCUCUUCCUCUUCAUGGUCGGCUGAUCUCGCCGUUGCUCUGCAGGCUGCAAAGCGUCUUUUGUCCGCCGCCUCCGCUCACCAUUCCGUUAAUUCCCCUGAUGGAGCUGCCAAAAGGAUCUCUUUCCAAUUUCAAUGUGUUACAUGGAAGUUGGAGAAAAGUUUAGCCAAAAUUCCAUUUGAUCAGUUUCAAAUCUCAGAGGAGGUUCAGGAACAGGUCGCAUUGGUGAGAGCACAAUUGAGAAGAGCGACUGAAAGAUAUGGAUCUUUGAAUUCAAGAAAAGUUUCGAAUGCCAUUUCCCAGCUACCGGAAAAAGAGCGCAGCAAUACCAACCAUGAAAUUUCAGCGAAGCUGGAUAGCAUUCCAGAAAGUUGUACUACUCUAAGACAUGCUGCUGAUAAGGCAACUAAGAUAUUGGAAAGGAUGAAUAGCUCUUCAAUUCCUUCUGUGGUCUGCCUAUCAAAUGAGGUUGAUUCCAAAGGGCAAGACUAUCUGGCUGCUAAGGGUGCUGAACAAACCAAGAAACCCGAUACACUAGUAAUACCUGUUGAUUUUCUAUGCCCUAUAUCUUUGGAACUAAUGAGGGAUCCAGUGAUUGUGGCUACAGGACAGACAUAUGAGAGAUCUUACAUACAGAGAUGGAUAGAUUGUGGCAAUGUAACGUGUCCAAAAACUCAGCAGAAGCUGGAGAAUUUAACUCUAACCCCAAACUAUGUUCUUAGAAGUGUAAUAAAUCAAUGGUGUGCUAAACAUAACAUUGAGCAGCCAAGCGGAUUAGCAAAUGGUAGGCUCAAAAAGAGCGAUGGGUCUUUCUGUGAUGUUAGUGGCGACAUGGCAGCCAUCCAGGAACUGGUCUCUAAGCUGUCGAGCCGGUGCUUAGAGGAACGUAGGGCAGCUGUGGCUGAAAUCCGAUCACUAUCAAAAAGAAGCACAGAUAACAGGAUACUAAUAGCAGACACAGGAGCGAUACCUGUUCUGGUCAACCUUUUAACAACAGAUGAUGCAUCAAUACAAGAACAUGCAGUAACUUCUAUUCUUAACCUUUCCAUAUUCGAAAAUAACAAGUCUCUCAUAAUGCUUGCUGGUGCCGUUCCUUCCAUUGUCCAAGUCCUCCGUGCAGGAAGCAUGGAAGCAAGAGAGAAUGCAGCGGCUACCCUUUUUAGUUUAUCACUUGCAGAUGAGAACAAAAUAAUAAUCGGUUCAUCAGGGGCAAUACCAGCCUUGGUAGAUUUGUUACAAAAUGGAAGCAAUCGAGGGAAGAAAGAUGCCGCAACUGCUCUAUUCAAUCUAUGCAUUUAUCAGGGGAACAAGGGCCGUGCUGUCAGAGCCGGAAUUAUUACAGCACUGCUGAAGAUGCUUACGGAUUCAAGAAACUGCAUGGUCGAUGAGGCUUUGACAAUACUGUCAAUCCUGGCUAGCAACCAUGAUGCUAAGGCAGCUAUAGUAAAGGCUAGCACCAUACCUGUUUUGAUCGAUCUUCUGAGAACAGGUUUACCUAGAAACAAAGAAAAUGCAGCUGCCAUUUUACUUUGUUUGUGUAAGAGAGAUGCUGAGAAUCUGGCAUGCAUUAGUAGGCUUGGUGCUGCCGUACCAUUGACGGAGCUCACCAAGGGUGGCACAGAAAGGGCCAAGCGGAAGGCUACUUCAUUGUUGGAGCAUCUUCGAAAAUUACAGCAGCUUUGACCCUUUUUUGGUUGUUAAGCAGAGAGUUCAGUUUGUUAAAAGUUUUUUUUUUUCUUUUAACAGUAAUUGUUUGACAAAACUGGCAUAAUUCUAUUCCUUUCAGUCAUGAGAAUUGAGGAGACGAGCAUGAGAUACAAAGCCAUUCUCAUUGCUCUCUAAGUAUUCAUUUCUUUUAUUGAUGAGUGUGUAAAAAGUUCAUUUGAUUUCAAUAAUGAUUAACUUAAAGAAUAAUUUUUUUUUA
Messenger RNA from Gossypium arboreum, 2360 nucleotides. RefSeq names its product U-box domain-containing protein 11-like. The transcript is spliced from 4 exons. Lineage: Eukaryota; Viridiplantae; Streptophyta; Magnoliopsida; Malvales; Malvaceae. The coding region runs from base 236 to 2119 and encodes 627 amino acids. Gene Ontology annotation, biological process: protein ubiquitination. The record is from RefSeq and is a predicted model, not a curated record. Gene Ontology annotation, cellular component: nucleus; cytoplasm. Gene Ontology annotation, molecular function: ubiquitin-protein transferase activity; protein binding.